Molecule: messenger RNA, 1983 nt
Organism: Boeremia exigua
Lineage: Eukaryota; Fungi; Ascomycota; Dothideomycetes; Pleosporales; Didymellaceae
Exons: 4
Coding region: 1-1983 (660 amino acids)
Source: RefSeq, a predicted model, not a curated record
AUGCCAGGGCCCAGUAUCAAAAAGGAACCCAGCGAGGAGUCGCUCUCAGCCAUACCCGCGAAGGUUGAGGGGACGAUAGCAGCACUGUUCGCCAGCGCUUCUCCUCGUUGUAAGAAAGAGGAAGACGAUGAAUGCUCCCUAGAAACACUGUCAUCGCACCGCACGUCGUCAGAGGGUCACCACGAUGCACACAAGCAGCUCGAUGCACACAAGCAGCUCGAUGCACACAAGCAGCUUGCUUCAAUAGACACACAGAAGGAAGCUACCUAUCCAAGGGAUACCACUGCUACCCGACCCGCAUCAGCCACUGUUCGUGAGCUGCCGCCACAGAAAGAAUGGCAUGGAAGGGUCCGCCCCACGAGUGGUCGCUUAGGUGCUCAAUUAUUCCGGCUUCCAUCUCAAUCUGUUUCGGUCUUGGCGCCACCAGCAAAACAAACAGUCGCGUUCACCAAAACACGCCCGCAAAACCAUUUGUUGACCGACAACCGCAUCACGCGUUCGACACAGCUUCCAUUUACCCGCUUGCCCCCACGCACGCAUACACGAGCAAUCGUGCGCGCAGGAAAGAUGGACUUGUUCAAUCUUCCUGACAACAACGCGAUGGGCGUGAGCGAGGGAGUCGACAUGACCGCUUUCCCAGGAAUGAUGGAUCAGUUUCCUCCAACUGUGACAAUCCCAUUUGCUGACCACCAGAACCAACAGAACCAGGUCCAGUAUCUCCAGGCAAGCUCCGACAGACAGCAGGGCGCGAUCACGCAGCUACAUGCGUACAACCAGCACCUGUUCUCAGUCGUGAGCAUGCUGGAAGCUCGUAUCUCCCAGCUGGAAAACAGCUUCCAAUUUCGGACAUCAGUAGCCACGAACGCCGGUGCUGGAGAGCACACGAAUUUUGCUGCAGACGGUACGGCUCCGCUCAAUGCUAACCUAUCAACCUCGCCCCUCGCACAGACUGACACCGAUGCCAUGAAUAAAGCAUCAGCAAAGCGACCCCUCGCUAACGUAGUUGUACCUGGAGGUGUCGACACUCCCAAGCGUCCGAGGAUCCGCAAGAAGCUCGAGGUCAAGAUUCCCGGAGCAACGAACGGAAACGCGUCUGGCGUCGGUCUCCCGACACCAAUGCUCUCAGCUGUACCAACAGCGCCUACGUCGGCUUCAGGGAUUUCGUUUCCGAAUACUCCCAGGACUCCGUACACUCCGGGUCGGAUCGGACCCCCCGAAUCAUACAAGAGGACAGUCACGUCGAUCAGCAAGCGUGAAAUUCACAAUCUCAAUAAGAUUGUUCCGCCAAUCAACGUCCUACUCCCACUGGUCCCUCUAACGGACACUGAAGUCAUCGUCUACUUCUUCAACUCGCUUUCGAGGCCCAUCGUGUCGCUCCGUUUGUAUGCACGCGGCUGGGGCCCAGCUUCUAUUGUUCAGGCACUCAACGAACAUCGCGAAGUCGUACCCCCGUACUUGCGCAACACUUGUUCAGUGAAGUGUACGACAGCUAUCAAGAAUGGCAAGAAGCAUUUCGGUGAUACCUGGGAGGCUGACAAUCGCCCCAUGCUUUCGAUAGCCCCGGAUGCCGAAGCAACAGACAUGAUUCGCGUCGACAACGACGAACCUAUCGACUACUUUGUUCGCGCUUUGGGAGCCGGGCUGAGGCAGCACCCCGCUGCUGACAAUGCCGGCAUCUUUGCAGAGUGUGUCAAGUACUGCAUGGCGCACAACGCUCCAUACACCAUGUCUAACGUACAUCUGCUUGCGGAAGACCUGGUCAACGGCAAAACCCCCCAGCACCCUGCUCCACCUGACCUAUCUAACAUCAUGAUGCACAUUGACGACGACGACGAGUCCGAGGAGGAGCUUCCUGAUGAUGAUUGCCCGGCUACUCCAACUCCGUUGACUGGACCAAAGCCUUCGUCCCGCGAUCGUGGCGGCCCAGCUGGCUUCACGGCUGUCAACGAUUCGUACGAAUUGAACGCUGAGACCCGCGAGUGA